GUUUGGGUCUUUAUUCACACCGGUUUCACGGAUUUCAUGCGGCCGUCACUCUCUCGUAGUCUCUGUUUUUCGUUACCCAUCCUUUGGUCUCUGUUCACUUCAACUCUCUCUCUUUUUUAUCUUUCUUUCCUUUUUCCCUUCCCUUAACCCACAUCACAUUCAAUUCAAUUAUUCUAUUCCUUAUCAACUCUACCCCACCGCCCCAAAUCAUAAACGUCCCCCUUUCAUAUAUAACACCUCUAUCUCUUCUUUCCUUCACGCUCCCAAUUCCAGAUUUUCUUUCUUCCUCCCUCAUGCGUAACACAAUGCGGAGAUAGCGAUUCUCUCUCUCUCUCUCUCUCUCUCAGAUCUGAUUCUCUCCGAAUAGCCUAAGGUCUAAACUAUCUGUAAGGCACUUGACCUGCUGACAAGUGGCAACAUGGCGCAAGCGAAAUAUUCUAGAAUAGAUAACAAACGGUCUACAUCGGGUUACUGUUCGACAGUGACUAUUGUUGUGUUUGUGGCUCUAUGCUUGGUUGGGCUAUGGAUGAUGACGUCGUAUUCUGUAGUUCCUGUGCAAAAUGUAGACGAGUCUUCAGUGAAUAAUAAGAAUGAGGUGAAAGAACAGAGUGAGGUGAAGGAUCAGACAAGUGAAGCCGCUAGUGAUACCAGUAAUAGCAAUGCUCAGCAGUUUGAAGAUAAGCAGGGAGAUCUGCCUCAGGAUGCAACCAAAAAGGAUAGCAGUGUCAGUGUAACAUCUGAAAACAAUCCUGUUUUGCCAGAAAAACAGGAAAUUGUUUCUGAUAAGGCUCCUGAAGAUACUAAGAUGGUAUAUACUGAUACAACUCAGAACGUGAAGCCAUCUGAUUCAGAUGAUAGCAAUGCCAAACCUGGUUUUAAUGAGGAUAACAAGAAAUCUGAUUCUGAUGAGGGUGAAAAGAAGUCCGAUUCUGAUGAGAGUGAGAAGAAGUCCGAUUCUGAUGAGAGUGAGAAGAAGUCUGAAUCAAAUGGUAACGGACAAUCUGAUUCAGAUGAAAAGGGGAAUAGCCCUGGUUCAGAUGGAAGUGAAAAUAAAACUGAUGACUCGAAUGGAACAACAGAUAAUAAAACAGAAGAAAAGGCAGAUCAAAGUGAUAACCAGGGGUCUGAUGAAAGCUCCAAUGAGAAGAAAACAGAAGAAAAUACCAACAACCAGGGCUCUAAUGAGGUACUCCCUUCUGGGGCCCAGUCAGAGCUUCUGAAUGAAAGUACAACUCAAAAUGGUUCUUUUUCAACACAAGCAGCAGAGUCAAAGAAUGAAAAUGAGGCUCAAAAAUCCUCCAAGCAGUCUACUGGGUUCAAUUGGAAACUCUGCAAUGUCACUGCUGGCCCUGAUUAUAUUCCAUGCCUUGACAACUUGAAGGCAAUUAAAAGCCUUCGAUCUACUAAACACUAUGAACACAGAGAAAGGCAAUGUCCUCAAGAUCCUCCUACAUGCCUUGUCCCUCUUCCUGAUAGAUAUAAACGCCCAAUUGAGUGGCCCAAAAGCAGAGAGAAGAUAUGGUAUUCCAAUGUUCCACACACUAAGCUUGCUGAAUAUAAGGGGCACCAGAAUUGGGUAAAAGUUGCAGGCGAGUAUCUUACUUUUCCGGGUGGUGGAACCCAAUUCAAACACGGUGCGCUUCAUUACAUCGACGCUAUACAACAGUUCGUACCCGAUAUUGCUUGGGGCAAACAAACACGUGUGAUAUUAGAUGUUGGAUGUGGUGUUGCCAGCUUUGGUGGCUUUCUCUUUGAAAGAGAUGUACUUGCAAUGUCAUUUGCACCAAAAGAUGAACAUGAAGCUCAGGUACAAUUUGCACUUGAAAGGGGAAUUCCUGCUAUAUCUGCUGUGAUGGGCACAAAGAGGCUUCCGUUCCCUGCUAGAGUAUUUGAUGCAGUCCAUUGUGCACGCUGUAGAGUUCCAUGGCAUAUAGAAGGUGGAAAACUUCUCUUGGAGCUGAAUAGAGUAUUGCGACCUGGUGGUUUCUUUGUAUGGUCUGCUACUCCUAUUUAUCAGAAGCUUCCUGAUGAUGUACAAAUAUGGAAAGAAAUGAAGGCACUAACAAAAGCCAUGUGCUGGGAAGUGGUAAAUAUCAGCAAGGAUAAACUUAAUGGAGUUGGUAUAGCUGUAUACAGGAAGCCAACUUCUAAUGAGUGUUAUGAGAAACGUACCAAGAAUGAGCCUUCUCUAUGUCAAGACUCUGAUGAUCCUAAUGCUGCGUGGAACAUUUCAUUGCAAACAUGCAUGCACAAAGUGCCAGUGAGUUCGACAGAACGUGGGUCACAGUGGCCAGAGAAAUGGCCAGCAAGACUCAGCCAAUCACCUUACUGGUUAUCAAACUCUGAAGUUGGAGUUUAUGGAAAGCCUGCUCCAGAAGAUUUUGCGGCUGACUAUCAAUACUGGAAACGCGUAGUGUCCAAGUCUUAUCUAAAUGGGAUGGGCAUUCAGUGGUCCAAUGUGCGCAAUGUAAUGGACAUGAGAUCUGUCUAUGGAGGGUUUGCAGCAGCUUUGAGAGAUAUGAAUAUUUGGGUGAUGAAUGUGGUUCCGGUAGACUCACCAGACACACUUCCUAUUAUUUAUGAACGGGGGCUAUUUGGCAUAUAUCAUGAUUGGUGUGAGUCAUUUAGCACAUAUCCGAGAUCCUAUGAUCUACUUCAUGCAGAUCAUUUGUUUUCAAAGCUUAAGAAAAGAUGCAAGUUUGAAGCUGUAGUGGCCGAGGUUGACAGAAUUCUCAGGCCUGAGGGAAAGCUUAUUGUCCGAGACACUGCUGAGGUCAUUAACGAGCUUCAGCGCUUGCUGAGGUCUAUGCAGUGGGAGGUUCGCAUGACUUACUCUAAAGAAACAGAGGCCUUUUUAUACAUCCAGAAGUCCAUGUGGCGGCCUACAGAAUUGGAAACGGUAGAGUAUGCUAUUGCUUAAGCAUGGUGAUAUGCCAACAGGAGUUAGGUGAUUUUUGGUUUUGGUUGCUCAAUAUUCUUGUGUAAGUGUGUUUCCGCCAUCAUUCAUGUAUUGUUAAGUUAGGCAUUUAUUUUUUCUUUUGGUAAUUUAUUUUGAUCUCCACUGUUUGGAGAUUUGUUUCUUUUGCUGUAACAUGGCGCCAUAGUUAAGGAUUUCUGAUCACAUUCUUGCAAUUGUAGAGGCCUUGGAUACUUGAUAGUUAAGAUUUUGCAAAGGUUUAGUAAGAUGUCCACCAAAAUUUGGUAUUAGUUUUGUAAUUGAAUAUUUGGACAAGAACAAAAACAGACAGUAUAUUAUUGAUUCAAAUAUCAAAUACUGAUAGUUAAUACUAA
Messenger RNA from Lathyrus oleraceus (garden pea), 3291 nucleotides. Its product is annotated as probable methyltransferase PMT26. Bases 419 to 2920 code for a protein of 833 amino acids. Gene Ontology annotation, cellular component: endosome; cytoplasm; trans-Golgi network. Lineage: Eukaryota; Viridiplantae; Streptophyta; Magnoliopsida; Fabales; Fabaceae. Gene Ontology annotation, molecular function: methyltransferase activity. The record is from RefSeq and is a predicted model, not a curated record. The transcript is spliced from 9 exons.